Molecule: messenger RNA, 1146 nt
Organism: Neospora caninum
Lineage: Eukaryota; Apicomplexa; Conoidasida; Eucoccidiorida; Sarcocystidae
Product: putative 41-3 antigen
Exons: 18
Coding region: 1-1146 (381 amino acids)
Source: RefSeq, a predicted model, not a curated record
AUGUGGGGCACCAAAAGUUUGUGGAUCCUGUUCUUUUCUCUCAUCGGCGUUAGCUCCGGAACCGCUGAUAGCGCGAAGCUGUACGACAGUCAAUGGCCGAUUCCUUUCAAGCAAAAUGCUCAGACGCUUCCCUCAAUUGAGGUGAAGCUAGCUCCACCUGAGGAUGCUUUGCCCCAAGUGACAGGGGAAAUACAGCUUCUUGAAAGAGCGCGAAUGAGACUAGAGGAGGGACUGAUGGCCAAACUCGAAGACGAAUACAACAGGCAGCUCGAUAAUUCGCAAAUACAGAUUUCUGGUGCUGUGGAAAGGGCAAUGAGAGUAUUCAACAGCCCAAACAUUCUCCGGAGCGCAGUCAAAUCGUCGAUGACACCGCUUACCACGGCCUCAGCCGCCCCCCCGCAGUUCCUCCAAGUUCAAGCCAGAAAGGACACUGUGCCCAACAAAGUAACGCACAGCGAAGUGAAGGAGCACGUAAAUGGGCCCAUACCAGUCGCCUCUGCCGUGUCUGCCACUUCAUUCCUUGAAACGGCGGAUCCGCUUCCAUCCGUGAAAGUUGAGCUCACGGGUGUAAAAGAGCCUAGCCCGCAGAUAAAGGAGAAAAUGGAUGAAAUAGAAGAACUUCGGACAGAUGAGGAAACCAGGAUGUUUCAGCAAGCAAUCUCGGAAUUCGAGCAACUCACCAAAAUAACGGUGCAGGAACUCGAAAAAAACAUCCAGAUUCAGAUGAAUCCUUUUCUCGUUGAUACUGAGACUGUGGGAAUCGCCAUACACGAGCAGUUGAGCGGCACUGCCCCGGCAUCACGGACAUUAGCAUUUCUGGAGGUUGACGAAGAAGGGAAAUGUCAAGAGUUGCGAACUCGAUACCCAGAUUUCAAAGUCGAGUGCCCACAAGGAAAAGAAACAGAAACAGUAGACCGACAAGCUUCGUUUCUUGAACUCAGCGAAACUGCAGCUACCGAACAAAAUAGCACGCUGAUUGGUUCUGAAACGGAAAAACAGCUCAACGUCAAAGUGACCCAGUCUGACAAACCGUACCCGACAGUGGACGAACUCGUUAGCGAUAUGCAGAAAAAAAGGGACGCAACUGAACGGCUCGAGAGAAUGAAGAUUCUGGAACUGCAAUUGAAGCUGCUGAAGACGAAAUGA